CCAAGCCCAUGGGUUUCCUGAGAAGCAGCUGAGACAUCAGAGCUGGGCCCUGCGUGAGAGGAACUGACAGUGGCCAGCUCCCAGUGUUCUCGCUGGCUGUGUGCUGAUGUGAGGUUUUCCUGAGAAGAUGCGAAGCAUUGCCCUUACCUAUGGGGCAGUGAGAGUUGAGAACCUCCCUUCAGAGGCAGGGAGGAGAGGAAAUAAAGGCCUCCCUCAAAACCUCUUCUAGCUCAAGCUGCCAAAUGGCUCUGGGACUCUGGGACUCGGGUUGGUCCCAGGAAGUGGAGUCAGCAACUCUGAGGAAGGGACUGGGCACCGAGUGUUUGGGUGGAAUGCCAGCUCCUCAAAAGAAUGCUUCUUUGUCCUCGUGCCAUCCGUGCCAAAGCAAAACACAUUUAUCAGCAGUCGAAAACUGCAAGGGAGAGUCCAUAGAGUUUAAGCAACAGAAAGGGGCCAGGAGAAAUUGAUUGUUCGUGAUAAUCAUUACUAAUUUAAGGAGUUUGAAAUGUUUUGCUAGUCUCUUCCCUGAGGGAGCAGGUUUUACUAUUUUACUUCACAAAGCAUAAGUGUGUGCAAGGGCUUAGUCCUCAGGGGCUUAUUUUCCAUCUACUUUUGUGACUAUAGCGCUUCUUGCCCUACAACCGCACCCUCCCAAUGGCAGUUUUCAGGACUUAACCCCCGCGAAUGCAGUGUUGGUGGAAAAGUGGCUCAGGUGCUUGGCAUUUGAGCAGCUCCUCCUGACAGGACAUAAAUAGUGGGUUCCAGGUACUGUGUGAUGGAUGGACAAAACGGUGGGUACAAUCUAAACAUCAGUCAGAUUACGGCCAAUUCCAGCUAGCCUCGGGAAAAUUUUAUCAAGAUAAAGAGAGAGAUAAAGGUCUCCAGACCACAGAAGAUGCCAAGUUCUACGCCCUUUCCACCAGGUUUAAGCCAUUCAGCAAUGAGAAUGAGACCUUGGUGGUUCAGUUUUCAGUAAAACACGAGCAAGGCAUCGAUUGCGGCGGUGGCUACGUGAAACUCUUUCCUGCCGCACUGAACCAGGAGGACAUGCACUCAGAAUCCCAGUAUUACAUCAUGUUCGGCCCGGACAUCUGUGGCUUUGGCAACAACAGACUACAGGUCAUCCUUUCUCACAAAGGGAAAUACCAUGAGAACAACAAGACCCUCAAGUGCAGGGACUGGGAGGACUCUGAAUUCAUCCCAGACCCGGAUGCCAAGAAGCCAGAUGACUGGAAUGAGGCGAUGGAUGGAGUGUGGGAAGGGCCCUUGAUACCAAACGUCAAGUACAUGGGAGAAUGGAAACCUCGGAUCAUUGACAACCCCAAUUACCAGGGCGAGUGGAUUCACCCAGAGAUAGACAACCCCAAAUACAGGCCUGACCCCACCAUUGGUCACUAUCACAACAUUAGUGUCCUUGGUCUGGAUCUUUGGCAGGUGAAAUCAGGCAGCAUCUUUGACAAUUUCCUUCUAACAAAUGAUGAAGAGUUUGCUGAAGAGGUUGGAAAUAUGACCUGGGGAUUAAGAAAGGAUGUGGAGCAGCAGUGGAGAGAGCUGUAUGAGGAAAUGGAGAAACAGAAGGAGGCGGAGGAGACCAAGAAGAAGAGGGAAAAGGAGAGAGCCAGGCAAGAGGACGUCUGGGGACUAGAUGAGGAGGAUGAGGAGGACGCUGAAGAGGACGACGAGGAGGAAGCAGAGGAAAGGCUCAAGCAGGAAGGCAGUGCAGCGAGGGCGUCUCUGGACCAGAAGGAAGCCCACUUGGAUCAGAAGGAUGAACUGUAACUGCACAGACACUGGGUGUGGCCGAAGUCAGAGACGGUGCUUAGAGAGGGAAAUGGGCCCUCGCUUAGCAAAUUAUGGGAAGUAAAACGACUCAUUCUUUUUAGAUAAACUUUGGAUUUAUAGUUCUACUCCCCUUCCCUGCUCUAUUUGCUCAUUGGUAGAAAGGGAAUGAUAAUUUUAUCUCAUGAAAUGGCCCUUGGGACUGAAUGAGGCAAUGCCUGUAACAUGCCCAAAGUAAAUACUUGUAAAAAAAAUGUAGUAGUUAAAACUACUAUCAUUAUCAUGGUGUUUAUGAAAUUAAUUGUUGGUAAAUAAGCUUCUAUAUAAACUUGGUUCUUACUUUCAACUGGGGUUUUUCUUUUGUUUAAAUAUAUGCAAUUCUUAGUAUUUAUGGAGCAGUGCUAACAGUUGAACCCAAUGUUUCCUUUUUUUUUUUUUUUUUUAAAUGUAUUGAGCACCUAAAGCCAAAAGCAGAACAUCCUUUGGACGUUUGGAAAAAUACUUCAUGAAAGUCACCUUGUUUGCCUGCUGCUCUUGCCUUAUGUUUAAACAAUUGUUACUUGUUUGCAAGUUUGCUUGUCUUAUUUCUAUCUUUUUUGUUCCACCGGCUCACAGCAUCAUUAUCUCUUGAGUUCUUGUAGUUCUUUAUAGAUUAGAAAGCAUUUUCCCACAAAUUCGCAGUGUGCCUACAAUGCAUCUAUUCAGUCUUACAGAGGUCACUGCAGAGAUCAUUGCUAUCUUCAUGUUGCAGACACAGAAACUUGUUCAGGGUCAGUCAGUAAGGGGCGGGCCAGGAUCUGAUCUCAGGUUCAUCUGGCUGAAAAGCUUAGCCUUCUACUGCACCAGGCGAUUUGAAUGAAUAUCUAUUAGUACGAAAUACAGACAGAAAGUAACCUGUCACAUGGAAGAAAUGUCCUUAUAUCCUUUUGUUUUGUUUUUGUUUUAAUCCAACAUUUAAGGAACCAGUAAACGACAGGG
This is a messenger RNA of Mus musculus (house mouse), 2757 nucleotides long. It is a transcript of the gene Calr4, whose product is annotated as calreticulin 4. The record is from RefSeq and is a predicted model, not a curated record. The coding region runs from base 1048 to 1779 and encodes 243 amino acids. Gene Ontology annotation, cellular component: cell surface; endoplasmic reticulum; sarcoplasmic reticulum lumen. NCBI's taxonomy places the organism in Eukaryota, Metazoa, Chordata, Mammalia, Rodentia, Muridae. Gene Ontology annotation, biological process: protein folding. Gene Ontology annotation, molecular function: calcium ion binding. The transcript has 8 exons.